AUGCACACAGUAGGUUUUGAACAUGGUUUGAAACAACGAAAUUAAUCAGAAUAAAAUUUUAGAAGAAGCACUAAUUUUAAACAAAAUUCAAAUAAAAAAAAAGAUGUUACAAACUAGUAAUAAUUGAACAUUAUUUAUUUGCAAUUCACGAACACAUUACUGUUUUACAGGUUUGGCAAAUUUUUGCACUAAAUUUGUGUUUCUUCAAACUGUCUUGGCAUUCCGUUGCAAACGCGCGCUGAUUUCUACUCAAAUCUUAUUUUUUCGGAAUUUUUCGUUUUCCGACUUUUAGUGACAAAUUUCUAUAAUUUUUCCUUUAAACUCCGGCUUCAUUGUUGUUGUAAAAUGGGAGUCCUUACUUUAUGUUAAAUUUUGAAUUUUUUAAUUGUUUUAAUCGGUUUUUUAAAGUUUGGAAAUAUUAGGGUUUUUUCGUGUUUUCAGUCCUAGUUUACAAGUUAGCACUUAUCAACUCACAGCUUUGAUUUAGAUUAACAUGACGGGCCAGAAGUACACUGUCAAAAAGUAUGGGACAAUGACCCACGAUGACUACACUAACAUCACAAAAAUUGGAGAAGGUACGUGUUUUGUGCCGUUUUGUUAUUUAGAUAUAUGUGUAAACAGUUUUGAGCUAGCAGCAAGUUUUUUAAUUUUAUUUUGUCACGACUUAAUAACAACAUUUAUUGGUAGACGUAAUCAAGAAUAUAAACUUUCAGGAACGUACGGCGUUGUUUACAAAUCUAAGCUUAAAGCUACCGGAGAGAUUAUUGCCGUCAAGAACAUUAGAUUGGAAAAUGAAGACGAAGGAGUGCCAACUACAACCAUCCGUGAGGUCACUACGUUGAUCGAGCUCAAACAUCCGAAUGUGGUCAGAUUGAUUGAUGUUAUUAUGACUGACAAAACACUUUCUUUGGUGUUCGAGUAUCUUUCGAUGGACUUGAAGAAGUACCUCGACAUGCUUCCGGAUCACAAGUUUUUGGACCCAGAAUUGAUGAGAUCGUACAUGUUUCAGGUAUUAUUUGAUAUUUUUUAAUGAUUAAUUGUUUUCCAUAUUUGACAAUAAGUUUUAAACUUUUCUAUGUGUUAUGUUUUGUUUAGUAUAACUUAUUUUAUACCUGCAGAUUUGCCAAGCAAUGUGCUUCUGUCAUCAACGUCGUAUUGUUCACCGUGAUCUGAAGCCUCAAAACAUUUUGAUUAACGAUGAAACACAAGUAGUGAAGAUUGCUGACUUUGGGCUGGCUCGAGCCAUUGUCAUUCCAGUGAGAGUGUACACUCACGAGGUCGUGACCUUGUGGUAUCGGUCUCCAGAAGUUUUGAUGGGAGCUCCACGGUACAACUUGGGAGUGGACAUCUGGAGCGUUGGAUGUAUCUUUGCUGAGCUUGUUCGCAAGAAGCCCAUCUUUAACGGGGAUUCUGAGAUUGAUCAGUUGUUCAUGAUCUUCAGAACCUUGGGGACUCCGACUGACGAAACUUGGCCAAAUGUCAAAAAUAUGCCAGAGUACAAGAGCCACUUUCCAAAGUGGAAGAACAACAUAUUGAGGGAGAGAACAUACGAACUUCUGAAUGAAGAUGCGUUUGACUUGCUUUCGGUAAGAGCGCUUUAUACUUUAUAACCUUAUUGGGGUUUUAUCUUACACUACGUAUAACAACAUGGUCUAAACGUUAAUAAUUUUUGAGACUUUUUUCCAAAGUUUAAAAACUUAUUAAAAAUACCGUUUUAGCAAAUGUUCGUGUACGAACCGAUCUAUCGCAUCUCGAUGCGUGAUGCCCUGCACCACAAGUAUUUCGAUGGAUUUGACACUUCUAAAGUACCGGCUGGAAAUUACCGUGGAGAAAUGAAGCUCGAGGACCGUUCUCCGGCCCCUGUUAAGUCAACUACCUCUGGUUCUAAACCAGCCUCUUCUGAGAAACCGUUCUCCGCUCGCAACACUCUCAACUUUUAA
Messenger RNA from Bursaphelenchus okinawaensis, 1940 nucleotides. The record is from the annotation of a GenBank genome assembly. Lineage: Eukaryota; Metazoa; Nematoda; Chromadorea; Rhabditida; Aphelenchoididae.